AUGCCGCUUUCUUCGGCUUUUCCAUCGACAACCGAUCCCGUACCUACUUAUAACCGACCCGCUCAUCGACGAGACUUUCAGAUCGCAAUCAUUUGCGCUUUGCCACUCGAAUUCGAUGCCGCCAUCCUCCUUGUCGACGAGUUCUGGGACCAGAAUGAUAGGCAGUACGGGCGAACCUCUGGGGACAAGAACACUUAUAGGAAUGGGCGGAUUGGCAUUCAUAACGUGGUGCUCAUGCUUCUUCCCAACAUGGGAAAGACGGCAGUCGCUGGUUCGGCGGCUAACCUGCGAACAAGCUAUCCAAACCUGAAGCUUGCUUUGCUCGUUGGGGUUUGCGGCGGAGUUCCGUUCCCAGGUACGUACGAGGCGCUUCUAGGUGAUGUGGUUAUCAGUGAGGCUAUAGUCCAGUAUGACUUUGGAAGACGAUAUCCUGGCGAGUUCAUACCCAACGAGACGGCCGAGACAAUCCCAAGCGCACCGAACAAAGACAUCCGUACCUUUCUUGCUUACUUCCAAUCUGAUACUGGAAAAGACGAGUUACGACGGAAUGCGGCCAACCAUCUACAAGCUUUACAGAACGCGGCUAGCAUAAAGAACUAUCGAUGCAGUUUUCGCUAUCCUGGUCCCGCUGAGGACAAGCUCUUCGCCGCGACGCAUCUUCAUAAACACCAGAAGCAAUCAUCAUGCGACUUUUGUUGCGGAGAAUUCGACAAGUUUUGCUCCAAAGCCGCUGAAGCGUCCUGUGCAGAGCUGGGAUGCGACGAGAGCCAGCUGGUGCCCAGGCAGCGCUUAGAAAGGAAGCGAAAUCUACAUUGGGAAGAGGCACCAGGCCCAGACGUCUUUAUCGGCCGCGUCGCCUCGGCAGAUAUGGUGAUGAAGUCUGGUGGCCACCGUGACCAAAUAGCCAAACGAUACAACGUCAUAGCUUUCGAGAUGGAGGGAGCCGGGCUCUGGGACGAGGCUCCCUGCAUAGUCGUCAAGGGCAUUUGUGACUAUGCAGAUAGUCACAAAAACGAUAUUUGGCAGCCAUUUGCAGCAGCCACAGCGGCAGCUGCUGCAAAAGCUAUGCUCGGGCGAUACACUCCAACAGACCAUCUUGAGCUCUCUGUCCAUGGCACUGGUAAGUCGAAAGUCUACUGA
This is a messenger RNA of Trichoderma atroviride IMI 206040, 1140 nucleotides long. The record is from RefSeq and is a predicted model, not a curated record. NCBI's taxonomy places the organism in Eukaryota, Fungi, Ascomycota, Sordariomycetes, Hypocreales, Hypocreaceae.